Molecule: messenger RNA, 639 nt
Organism: Botrytis sinoallii
Lineage: Eukaryota; Fungi; Ascomycota; Leotiomycetes; Helotiales; Sclerotiniaceae
Exons: 3
Coding region: 1-639 (212 amino acids)
Biological process (GO): mycotoxin biosynthetic process
Source: RefSeq, a predicted model, not a curated record
AUGAGUUAUCGAUAUAACUUGGUAGAUAUUGAGCGGGAAGAGAAAUCUGCAGGCACAGGGGCUCUUUACAAGACCACAGCAUGUUAUCUUCUUCUGGUUUGCGUGCUUUCAACCGCAUUUUUCGCAGGGAGAUAUUCCAUCAUCAGGGCAGUUAACCCAGAGACUACACAAGAGCUGCGACUCGAUACCCUACUCCAGACUUUUGAAUACAAUAGAACAUUUGGGGAGCCUCCUUCGAAUGUUUCCGAUGAAGCAUGGAGAAGUGUCUUUCCUUCUCAUGGUGGAUUUUUCAAACAUCCUCGCUUGGCACCUGAACGGUCUGCAUUCUCCGUUUACCAUCAACUACAUUGCUUGAAUUCUCUUCGAAUUGGGGUAUGGUCAGUGUACAACGAACAUAACAAACACUCGACCAUGGAGCUAGAGCAUGAGCAUGAAAGCGGCUUUAUGAUGAGCCCUUCUCAUUUGCGUCAUUGUAUCGAUCUUCUACGUCAAAGUAUAAUGUGUCGGCCGGACUUAACAGUCGAGAAGAAAAACGAAGAGCUUGGUGGAGUGACCGGAUUUGGUACGGAGCACCAAUGUAAAAACUGGGAGCAGCUUCAACUCUGGACAUCGCAGUGGGAAAAUUUUGAACCAGUAUAG